AUGGAUCCCCCAAAGUACAUCUUCGGCGCUCAGGGUUUUGGCGUGGCCUGGACAGAGAGCAAUGUCGACAGUCUGAUGAACAGUCUCAAGCAGGCUGGGAUCAGUCAGUUUGAUACCGCUGCUCUCUAUCCAGCUACCAAUCCCGGUGCAUCCGAGGACCUUCUGGGUAAAGCUAAGCCACGGAAUGCAAUUAUUGGCACAAAGGUGCUUUUCAUUGGCGAUGAAUCGCUAUCACGCGAGAAUAUGGGGAAUUCUAUCAGAGCCAGCCUGGACCGACUGAAAGUCACGAAGAUCCACACCCUUUAUUCCCACGCGCCGGAUCGCAAGACUCCGAUUUCUCUCCAAGCCGCAAACUUCGAUCACUACUACCGCCUGGGCUACUUUGAACGGCUGGGUCUAUCCAACUAUAGUCCCUCGGCGAUCCGUACCUGGAUGGAGGUUGCGGAGGAAAAGAAUUUCAUUCGGCCCUCUGUUUACCAGGGCCAAUACAAUGUCUUUUGCCGUGGCUAUGAGGUAGAAUUGUUUCCAGUCCUCCGUGAGUUUGGUAUUGCAUUUGAAGCCACUUCGCCAUUGGCUGGAGGGUUUCUGACAGGAAAGCUUUCCUAUUCCCCAUCCCCCCAGCAGUUGCAAGGUACAAGAUUCGAAGUCGGAGAGGGAAACAUGCUCGGUGCUGUGUACCGGAUGUGGUAUGAUCUGCCCGCCUACCACGAAGCGAUGCGCGCCUUGGACAAGGUAGGCAAGGAUCUGGGAACUACGGGUGCCCAAUGCGCCCUACGCUGGCUUCUUUUCCAUUGCAAGCUCAAAGACCCCGACCGGAUCGUUAUCGGACCAAGCACCCUCACGCAGCUCCAAGACUAUGUUGACGCUCGUCAGGCUGGACCGCUUCCUGGUAAUGCGGCUGCAAAAAUCGAUUCCCUUUGGCCCAGUCUCAAGGAGGACUCCGCUACGAUCAUUGAGAAGGGAUGGUGGGGUCUUUAA
Molecule: messenger RNA, 978 nt
Organism: Penicillium paradoxum
Lineage: Eukaryota; Fungi; Ascomycota; Eurotiomycetes; Eurotiales; Aspergillaceae
Product: aldo/keto reductase family protein
Exons: 2
Coding region: 1-978 (325 amino acids)
Cellular component (GO): cytosol
Source: RefSeq, a predicted model, not a curated record